Colletotrichum godetiae is the source of this 2814-nucleotide messenger RNA. RefSeq names its product kinase-like domain-containing protein. Gene Ontology annotation, cellular component: cytoplasm. Gene Ontology annotation, biological process: intracellular signal transduction; protein phosphorylation. Lineage: Eukaryota; Fungi; Ascomycota; Sordariomycetes; Glomerellales; Glomerellaceae. Gene Ontology annotation, molecular function: protein serine/threonine kinase activity; ATP binding. The record is from RefSeq and is a predicted model, not a curated record. The transcript has 7 exons. The coding region runs from base 456 to 2369 and encodes 637 amino acids.
UCUGUACUUCUCUCUUCCCACCACCCCCCGGCCCAGUUUCCUCUCGGUCGGGUUUUAAAGCUCAGCUGUCGUCUCGUUUUCGCGAAUCCUAGUGCCCUUGCUUAUUAUUUCCUUUCUUUUGACGUCGCUUUCGGUUUCCUCACCUCACACACGCGCGCCUCGAGGUUCAAAACGUUGACAGCUCCAUCGCUCGCUCGUCCGGUCGUUCGCGCCUGUCCGUCAUAUCUUAGAUUGUCCUACGUCUGAGUGUGUGCUCGUGUAUCCGUACCUCGGCCGUUAUUAAUAGCAAAACUCCGAAUGAGCAAAGCAGAGCAUUGCAGCUAGCUCUGUCGCUCUCACUCUCACCCCACCUCACUCGCACGUCUCCAACAUUGCUUCUCCAACAUCACGUCAAGCUUACAACACAACCCUCCCAUCUACAACUCUCAGUCUCAGCCUCGCGCAAGGCAAAAACCAUGACGGAACCCGGCGAACCUCAGAGCCCGCCGACGACGGCCAUGGCCUCAACGACCCUCGCUACCUCAAGCAUGGCCUCGCCCACCAUCGCGGUAGGGUUCCACGGCGAAGGGCCCGCCGAGACUCGUCCGCCGCUCGCCGCCCCCAUAUCCGAUUCGGCUGCCCAACCAUCAAAGUUCCAGAGUCCCAUGCGGCAUCACCGCCGAACUCCUUCAGCUCAUCGUGAAGUCAAGGAAACGCUCAACGCUGUGACGGAAUACGGCACCGAAGCUCAGGAUGGCUCAAGUCACCACCGCAUCAACCAGUACAUCAUUAAGGAGGAAAUUGGCCGGGGCUCUUACGGUGCCGUCCACCUCGCGACGGACCAAUUUGGCACUGAAUAUGCCGUCAAAGAGUUCUCUAAAGUUCGGCUCCGUAAACGCGCGCAGUCCAACAUCUUGCGGCAGGGCGCUCGCCGACCCCAGCGCUUCGCUCCCCGUGUUAGUCUUAACGCGCCGCUAUCGCCUCAUUUUGGCGAGGAGGGCAAUGCUGGUUGGAACGUCAACGAUGCUCUGUUCUUUAUUAGAGAGGAGAUUGCCAUCAUGAAGAAGCUAAACCACCCAAACCUGGUCCAGCUGAUUGAAGUGUUGGACGACCCGGAAGAGGACUCUCUGUACAUGGUCCUCGAAAUGUGCAAAAAGGGAGUCGUAAUGAAGGUUGGCCUCAACGAGAAGGCGAAGCCGUACGCUGAAGAUUCGUGUCGUUAUUGGUUCCGAGACUUGAUUCUAGGCAUCGAAUACUUACAUGAGCAAGGCGUUAUCCACCGGGAUAUCAAGCCGGACAACCUUCUCCUUACCAAUGACGAUGUGCUCAAGAUUGUGGACUUCGGCGUCUCCGAGAUGUUCGAGAAGCCGGGCGACCCCAUGAAAACGGCUAAAUCGGCAGGGUCUCCGGCGUUCCUUGCCCCCGAGCUUUGCGUGGUAAGGCAUGGCGAUGUGGAUGGCAAGGCUACGGAUAUCUGGUCCAUGGGCAUAUCGCUGUACUGUCUACGAUAUGGCAAAAUUCCAUUCGAGCAAGAGGGCGUGCUUGAAAUGUACGAAGCCAUCAAGACAGACUCCCCUGAGCUACCCGAGGAUGAGAACCCCGACUUUGUGGACCUUAUCAGCAGGAUUUUGGAAAAGGACCCCCAGAAACGUAUCAAGAUGCACGAGUUGCGGGAACAUCCGUGGGUCACGAAACAAGGGACAGAUGCUUUGCUUUCAAAGGAAGAAAACUGCUCGAACACCGUGGAGCCCCCAAACGAGCUUGAGCUCAACCGCGCCUUUACGCGGAAGAUGAACCAUCUCCUUUGCGUGAUGAAAGCAAUCCACAAGUUCAAGAACAUUCUCACGAGGCAAAGAAACGCCAAAUCACGCGAAGGCUCCCAAUCGGACUCUCCCCGCUUGGGCGCGCUGCAUGAGGACAUCGAAGCCCUCCUCUCAAAACGCCGCGAGUUCCUCAAGAAGAAUAGCCUCGCUGACGUCACCAAGACCGCACCCCCCGAGAGGUCCGACUCGGAACCCCGCAUCCUCGGCAUCGGCAUCGGGUCCCGGGACGAGUUCGACAAGGACGAGCCCUCGGCCGGCGCCGUGGCCGAGUCGCCGACCAACGUCGACUUCAAUAUCUACGACAAGGCGUACGAGGCCGAGGUGGAGCGUAUCAUGAGGAAGCAGACGCGUCAGAAGACCAUGUACCUAACGCGCUUCGUUAAAGACCGCGAGCAUUACAAGGAGGUAGCCAACGUCGUGGAGGGCACGUCGGCGGGCGUCACGCCCGUGGGGACGCCAAAGACCGACACGAACCUGGCUGCUUCCAAGGGCCGGUUCGCUGAUUUGGUUCAUAGCAUGACUGGUGCUUCGAAAGCCAAGACUGGGGAGGAGAAGGAGGAGAGUUGAGAAUGGGGCGCAGUGUGAGGGAUUGAGGAGACACACGGCCCGGCGUUUUACGGACAGGCAUGGAAACAGCUUUUAUUACCUGGAUAAUUUUCCUUUUGAAUAUGACACCUGUUCGUGGCAAUCAUGAGAGAAAGAGUUCGUUUUCUUUUUUGAUACCUGAAGGCUGGUUAUCAUGGUUUAAUCAAGAGCUGUCUUUGGAGACUGGGUAUGCAAGCAUGUUAGCCCUCUCAAUCCAUACGGUAUGCCGUGUCACAUAUCAUUUGUUCUCGAUGGACUGCCACCAACAACCAGAUGCCGUCAACUCUUUGCAGAGUCAAAGUCUACAGACCCGACACGUCACCUUUUUCUCUCUUCGUUAUUGACGAUGUACAAUUUACUUCUACCCGCCAUCAUGGACCACCCCUCCAUUACCUUAGAUGAUUAUGUGUUUUCACGUGAUAUAGCC